This is a messenger RNA of Fusarium subglutinans, 1386 nucleotides long. RefSeq names its product D-serine dehydratase. Gene Ontology annotation, biological process: D-serine catabolic process. Lineage: Eukaryota; Fungi; Ascomycota; Sordariomycetes; Hypocreales; Nectriaceae. The transcript has 2 exons. Bases 1 to 1386 code for a protein of 461 amino acids. Gene Ontology annotation, molecular function: D-serine ammonia-lyase activity. The record is from RefSeq and is a predicted model, not a curated record.
AUGGCGAUCCCCCAACGGCAAACCCCUCCGAUCGAGGAGUUGCGUCAAUUCUAUGUCGGCAAAAGCAUCCAUGAUGUUCCUAAGCCUGCGAUCAUACUAGACCGAGCUAGGGUGAACCGCCAUUGCCAGUCUAUGCUUAAGGCUGUUGAAACCCUUGGCCUUGGCUUUCGAGCGCAUGUCAAGACUCACAAGACGAUAGAAGCAACACGUCUCCAGAUAGGCCAUGGAAGCGGCGAUGUCAAGCUCAUUGUAUCAACUUUAGCGGAGAUCGAGCACCUUCUGCCUCUUCUCAAAGAGUAUAAAGACGCAGGUCGUCGUCUUGAUAUUCUCUACGGCCUUCCUCUACCCCGCUCGCAGAUCUCAAGGUUGGCAGCACUUGGCUUAGAGUUGGGGCAGGGAAGUAUCUCUGUUCUUAUCGAUCAUCCAUCCCAGCUCGACUCUGUCAAGGCAUUCUCGCAACAUGCCAAGUUUCCUGCGAGAGUCUUCCUGAAGGUUGACACAGGAUAUCAUCGCGCAGGACUGCCGCCAACUGCCAUGAACAAAAACGGUCUGAUCGAGGUACUUGCGAAGCUUGAAGCUAACGGCGAGGCUGAAUUGCUCGGACUGUACUCACAUAGCAGUCUGAGCUACAAGGACUGUACGGCUGAGCAAGCGAUGGCGAACCUCGAGGGCGAGAUACAGGGCUGCCUUGAUGCACUAAAUGCUCACGCUCACCUGUUUGCCAAGGAUAAGAAACUAGUCAUCAGCGUUGGAGCCUCUCCCCAGGUCACAGCCAUCGAGAACCUCGUGACUUCGCAGGGAGAUCUGUCGCCCGCAGCUGAGUCUCUACGCAAAUCAAUUCAGGCCGUGACAGCGGGCAAGCCUGGCGGACUUCAGACGAGGCUUGAGCUCCACGCUGGUGUAUACUCCAUCCUCGACAUGCAACAAGUCUCAACCAACUCGAGGCGAGAACUAGGAACCUUCGAAGACGAGAUUGCCAUCUCCAUCGUCGCUGAAGUUUGCAGUGUCUACAAUGAUAAAGAGAGAUCACAGCCUGAAGCAUUGGUCGCUGUCGGAUGUCUUGGGCUUGGCCGCGAACCAUGUGCAGCGUAUCCAGGCUGGGGUGUUAUCAGUCGUUCAUCUUACAAAUCUCAGGCUGGAGAUGGAAGGCGUUUGAUCAUUGACAGGAUUAGCCAGGAACAUUCCAUUGCGGCAUGGGAACAUUCUGAGGGCGAGGAUGCAUCAUCUUUGCUCCCGAUCCCGUUGGAGGUUGGACAGGAUGUCGUCAUAUUCCCGAACCAUGCUUGCGUUGCUGGAGCAUUAUACGGAUGGUAUCUUGUGGUUGACUCUACGGAAGGAGAUGCAACAAAGAUUGUUGACGUAUGGGUUAGAGCGAGCGGGUGGUAG